UAAGCUAAAUAAUUGGGAUAUUUGUUCAAGGCAUAUGCCUAAUAAGAGAGAGUGGAGAGAGUAGGCUACAUCUAAUCCUCUUAACAGACUCCAGGUAUUAGGUAUUGUGCUGAUCCACGCUGAAGAGCUGUCCUGCGGUGCGUCCUGCUUGACCUGUAGCCGCUUCACAGCAUCCGUGCCUUUCCCUGCAGCCCAGCUGUGAGACAGCAGCGCUCAACUCACCGCGCGAGCCUCGCUUUGCACCGGUCUGUGAGAGUAAACCUGGACGACAGAGAAAUGAGAUGAAACAGUCUGAGAGAGAUAUACCCCUGCAUCUUUUGGGGCGAAAUUCUGGAUGUUCUGGGUAUCAUUGCCCUAAAAAACAACUCAGUGGCCAUUAGGAAACACACUAGAAAAUGUUCCUGACUCGAAGAAAGAGACUUCAGCUCAGCCGGAUUAUAUUUCUUCUGUCUGGGGUUUUCCUUUGUUCUUUAUAUCAACUCACUAUCAGAGCCAGACUUCCAGACCCCUGGCCCGAGCCCCAGAGAGCAGGAGACCUCGAAGAUGGCUCCGGACUUGCUCUGGAUGCAGGACUGUUGGAGAUGCCAGAGGUUGUGACUAAUUUGACCAAUGUUGAGCCAAAGAGCACCGACCACACAGAUGUGGCCCAGCCGUCAGAGACAGCAACAGAUAGACCCAUCCAAACAACGUCUACAACAGAGGAGCCUACAACAACCGCAAACAGGACAAUUGUCCACUGCAUUUAUGUGGAUCCUAACCUUCCAAAACCCACCCCGGUUCCCACUCCAGAAACCGAUACGACCACUCUGGUGCCCAACACUACAGCAUCCAGCCCUGGAGAAGCACCACACAUGAAGGGCGAGUACCCGGUGGACAUCUUCUCCAUUGAGGAUCGACGCAGAGGCUGGGUCUCGCUCCACAUCUUUGGAAUGAUAUACAUGUUUGUUUCUUUGGCCAUUGUCUGCGAUGAGUUUUUCGUCCCUACGUUGGGGGUCAUCACAGACAAACUGGCCAUCUCAGACGAUGUGGCCGGGGCGACCUUUAUGGCCGCUGGAGGCUCUGCUCCCGAACUUUUCACUUCCUUGAUCGGUGUCUUCAUUUCUCAUAGCAACGUGGGCAUUGGAACCAUUGUUGGCUCGGCUGUCUUUAACAUCCUAUUUGUGAUCGGAAUGUGUGCGCUGUUUUCCCGGGAGAUGCUUUACCUCACCUGGUGGCCUCUCUUUCGGGACGUGUCGUUCUACAUCGUCGAUCUCAUCAUGCUCAUCAUCUUCUUCUUGGACAACACCAUUAUGUGGUGGGAGAGUAUGAUGCUGGUGAGCGGUUAUGCUCUCUAUGUUAUUUUCAUGAAGUACAAUGUUCAGAUAGAGCGCGCCUUUAAAUAUCAGCUCAUGAAACACAAGAACAUUGUGAAAGUCAUCGCGGUGGAAGAACCUGAGAAGGACAACGGGACUUCGGCUGAAGAGAACAGGCCGCCUAAACCAGAAGACACGGAUCGACUAAAGCUGAAGCCCACUUUGCAGCGCGGGGGCAGUUCUGCCUCUCUGCACAACAGCACCAUGAGGAACACCAUCUUCCAACUGAUGAUUCACACACUGGAUCCUCUUGGUGAGGAGUCAGUGUUUAAUGGAGAUGCAAAGGCUAGAAGCUCUUUGGGAUGUAAAGUGAAAUUUAAAGACAAGGCUCAGAUUUUGAACGACAUGGCCCGGGGGAAGGUAGAAAACAAAAAGAAGGAAAAAUCUGGUGAAGGUGAAGGUCAAACGGAGCAGCAGCCCAAGGAAGACGCGGCUCCAGGAGCCAAGGAAGAAGACGCCGGUCAAAAGCCUGAGGCACAAAAGGAAGGAGACGCCGCAGCAGAAGGAGGCUCAGAGAAGCCAGGAGGUUCAGAUGAUUCAGAGGAUGAUGAGGAAGAUGACAGUGAUGAAGAGAGCGAUGAAGACAGUGAUGAUGACGAUGAUGAAGAUGAGGAAGAAGGAGAAGAACCUCUGUCCUUAGAGUGGCCAGACACCAGACGCAAACAGGCCACAUAUUUGUUUCUAUUGCCCAUUGUCUUUCCACUGUGGCUGACAGUUCCAGAUGUCAGAAACCCUGCAUCCAAGAAGUUCUUUGUCAUUACCUUCCUUGGCUCAAUAGUAUGGAUUGCUAUAUUUUCCUAUCUCAUGGUGUGGUGGGCACAUCAGGUGGGUGAGACAAUUGGCAUAUCUGAGGAGAUCAUGGGUCUUACCAUUCUGGCUGCAGGAACAUCAAUUCCUGAUCUAAUCACCAGUGUGAUUGUGGCUCGAAAAGGCUUGGGAGACAUGGCUGUCUCCAGCUCUGUAGGCAGCAACAUAUUUGACAUCACCAUGGGACUGCCGGUGCCAUGGCUGAUGUACUCGCUCUACCAUUCCUUUGCCCCAGUGACUGUGAGUAGUAAUGGGCUAUUCUGUGCCAUUGUACUGCUCUUCCUCAUGCUCCUCUUCGUCAUUAUCUCCAUCGCUGCCUGUAAGUGGAGGAUGAAUAAAGUGUUGGGAUUCACCAUGUUCAUCCUGUACUUUGUAUUCCUGGUGCUCAGUGUCAUGCUAGAAGAUCGAAUCAUUGUAUGUCCCGUGUCCAUCUGAGCACACCUGAGGUUUUCAUACACCUUAAUGUUCACUCACGUACAUGAGGAUACAAUCCUGUCAUUUGAAACGUUCUGAACUAUAACCUGGCAUAUAGUAUAUCUCACAUUUAAAGCAUACCUGGACACACUGUGUUGACUUAUUCUGUAUUACGCAAGAUCUUUUGUAAAGGGAUGCAAAAAAAACUAGUAACACUUUUUUUUUUAGCUCAUGUUAAAUUGAAUGCAGUAAUGUCAGAAAAAUCACAGGUCCUGUCCCAAAUGGUCACCAUUUGUGGCGUCCAUACUUUAGUAAUGUAAUGCCAUAUGGAUUUGUGGCUGGUAGACUGCAUGUGGGCCCACCAAUCUGGGCUUUGCAAAAGGGCACAUUAAGGCCACAUACAGAGGCACACUUGAGCACCCUUUUGAACUGUAAAAUGACAAAUAAGACACCCUACUGCCCUGUGGACUUGACAAACACACUAUGAUUAUGAUUGCGUAAUCAAAGGUCACAGAAGUGUUCCAAUCAAGACAAGGCCACAAAGUAGCCAAAAGUUCUCAUAUUCACUUGAUGAUUUGUGAAAAUCAAUGUUUGAAUUCAACCAUUUUUUAUAUUGGGAUUAGCCUACCAAGACAUGCAUGCAAAACAUGCGUUCAGACUGUCAAUUUUUGUGAAUGACAACCGCAUUUCGUUACACGUAUGAGUCUCGAAAUGACCCGUUAAAACUACAACUUGUAGCAUCUCGAAUACUGUCUGUAUGAACAUGCAAUGAGAGACAAGCCCAAAUUAUCUUACCAGUGACCAUAGCGAGAGUGAGCAAAGUAGAAUAUCAAAGAUAAGAUGGUGACGUCCAUAAAACUGAAAAGUCCAAUCAAUUUUGAUACCACAAGAGUCCAAUCGAGCCGCGAGUUAGCCUAUCUGCUAUAGGCUAUCUGUGUGGUCGCGCGCUGAACACAAAACUUGCGGGAGCAGCUCUGACCGGUGGAGCUAGAUCACUGAAUGAUCUAAAACCUGCAAUGACACAUUCACAGCUAAUUUCUCAUCGAAACCACAUACGAAAACCAGCAACACUACUUUUGUGAGCGGUGCUCUCACCCCGUAUGACGAGUUUUUGCGGUUGUUGUGAGUCUUGAGAAUUUGAUGUAAGUUCGUUUAUAGAAUGCGGUUGUCAUGACUCACUCCCGUAAAUAACCGAACCGUGUGUGAACGGAACCGUAUUAAGAUUCUGUGUGAACGUGGCGACAUACACAAUCACUGGUUAGCUAACUUACAUCAGAAAUGUACAAUAAUAAAUGCACAAAAAUAGUAUUAUUACCAUGUCAAGGAAUGUCAGAAGGUGUUGCAUUGAGGCCUGGUGUCACAAACAUGGUUUAGAUUAGGCCUAUAGUUCAAUAAGGAUAUUUAAGUAGCUUUAAACAUGUCUUUGAAAAAAAAAACAUUACUGGUUUGCAUCUUGAGACAGAACAAUGGCACUGACAUAUUUUAAGAUACAUCAGUGCAAGUUGCUUUCAGUCAAAACAGCAACAUGCAUUUUAGUCUGGGACUAGGCUUAAGCCUUAUCUGUGAAACAGGGAGCGAGUUUAUUGACAUAGAACUCAUGUUUAAUGUGAUAUUUUCAUCCUUACAUCUACUAUACAAUAUGUUGUUAAUUUGGAGCGUAUUUACAUUAGUGAAUAAAUACAUAGAUCUUUAUGAAUGACUUGUGGUUAAAGGGAUAGUUCACCCAAAAAUGUAAAUUCUGUCAUUAAUCACUCGUCCUCAUGUCAUUCCAAACCCGCAAUAAUUUAGUUUAUGUUUAGAACACAAUGAAGAUCUUUUUGAUUAAAUAUGAGAGAUUUCUGUCUCUCCAUAGGCAACUACCACUUUUAUGUUUUAAAAAGUUCAUAAAGAGAUUGUAUAAACUAAUACAUAUGUAGGCCUAUCGAGCAGUUUAGUCAAAAUUUUCUGAAGAGACACAGGUUGCUUUAUAUGAUGAACAGAUUUAAUUUAUGCUUUAUUCAUAUAAACAUUGAUCAUCGAACAUGAACAGAAGCUCAACCGAACCUUCAAGUUAAAACGUGCUGUCUAGCGAACAUGCUUGAGCUUCUGCUUACCACAAAGGAUGUGUGAGUUGAGUUGAUGAAUAUUUAUGACUAAAAGCCUAAAUUCAAUCAUAUAAAGCAACCCGUGUCUCUUCAGAAAAUUUGGCAUCAAACCGCUUCAUUCAUAUGGAUUUGUUUUACUAUCUCUUUAAGAAUAUUUGAAGCAUCAAAGUUUCAUUUGCGUAGGAGCGGAGGGACAGAAAGCUCUUAG
Molecule: messenger RNA, 4865 nt
Organism: Pimephales promelas (fathead minnow)
Lineage: Eukaryota; Metazoa; Chordata; Actinopteri; Cypriniformes; Leuciscidae
Gene: slc24a1
Product: solute carrier family 24 member 1
Biological process (GO): long-term synaptic depression; intracellular calcium ion homeostasis; calcium ion transmembrane transport
Cellular component (GO): plasma membrane
Molecular function (GO): calcium, potassium:sodium antiporter activity; calcium channel activity
Source: RefSeq, a predicted model, not a curated record